Molecule: messenger RNA, 2358 nt
Organism: Notechis scutatus (mainland tiger snake)
Lineage: Eukaryota; Metazoa; Chordata; Lepidosauria; Squamata; Elapidae
Source: RefSeq, a predicted model, not a curated record
CCACGCCGAUCCAGCGCAACCCUCAGGCGCAUGCGCGGAGUCCCGAAUCCGGGCCGCCCGUUCGGAGGUGCCCUUCCUCGUCCCGUCUGCCCUCGACCACGCAUGCGGCCCACGUGUCGCAGGGGAUGGCGUCAUCGCGCCGCGCGGCGAGUUUCCCCCGCGUUGCUAAGCAACCGAGGCUGGCCUAACCUGAAAAAGGAGGCCCGAGAUCCCUUGAGCGACCCCCGCGGGCCUAAAACGGCGAGGGGUCCGAGGGGAGCGAACGACUUUUUAAUUGGAAGAAAGGACGAGGUUUCUGCAUUCAUGGAGAAAAAUCUUACCUUGAUGACGAAGGGGAUCAGAGAGUUGAGGAAGACGAGUUCUCCCCAACAGCCCCUUGUGUGGAAUCAUCCAGACAGCAACAAAAUUCAUCCCAGUAAAGCAUUUCAUGCCGUCAAGCGUUAUUAUGAGAAACAGGGCAAGGCGCAAAGGAAGAUCUCCAAUACAUUCAAUGAUUUUUCUGACUCCUCGUUGCUGCAAAAAUGCUUCUUGAAACGGCCCGGAUGUCCUCAGUAUUGCAACCAGGCGACGUCAGCAGUCCUUCUCGAAAGCAGCACUUCAAGAUCUGGGGAUCUCCCUGUCAACCUCAGCACCAUGAGCCUCACUUCCCAGAUCUCCCUCAACGACUGGAAUUCCCUGGUCCAAAAUCCCGAAAUUUGGGACUCGAGGAGCCGCAUCAGAUCCUCCCUCAAAACAGAAGAGGUUUAUAGCAGUAAUGGCACUUUGGUCAACCUUGAUCUGAGCCUCAGUAAGAUGGGAGAGGAAGUUGCCCGCUUGGCUCCUUUUGAAGGCGAGUGUAUCCGGAAGGAGGCAGUGAUCGCCGUUCUGCGGGAAGAGGUCCAGGCCAUGCAGAAACAGCUGGAGCAGCUCCAGAAAUGGCAGGCCACUAUUUUAGAGAGAAUUUCAGAGGAGAAGCGUGGCAAAGUGGAGGCUUGGUCCGAAUGGGAACUCAUCCAGCCGCCUACGCUUGGCACCUGGCCCUCCAUUGUGCUGGACGAGAAGAGCAUCCCCUCGGUCUACGUGGACCAGGUCGACCGGUCAGAAGACUCCAGCCAGGAGUUUGAGCGCCUGAAAGAGCUGCUGAGCCGGUCGGAGGAGAUGUUGGAUUCGAAAGCGCUGUUUGUGAAGAAAGAACUCUUAAAAGACCAGGUGGAACUUGAGCACUUAGAGAAGGAGAGCCUGGUGGAAAUAGAAGAUGAGAUGCUCUCCAGCAGCGAAUCCAAAGGGCAGGAAGGCGAUUCGAGCGAUCUGGAUGAAUCGGAGAACACGCUGAUCCUCUACAAGCUGCUGGAGUUCCAGAAGGUGAACGAGAUCCUCUACGAAGAGCUGAAGAAAGCGCGGAACGAGUACGAGCUGGCCACAGGUGCAAUUUCAUCCCUGCAAAGAGAGCUGUCUUUCGAGGAAUCCCAACUGCGGAAAGCCGACGUGGAAAAAGAAGCUUUGCGGAAGGAACUCGGGGAACGAGGCAAACAGCUGGAGGCCAUGUCGAAUAAGUUUUCCAACUUGCGGGAAGAGAGGAAACACGAAGAAAUGAUGGGCACCAUCGAGAGAGAGAAUUGCAAACUUCGACAGGAGGUGACCAAGCUGGAAGUCCAGCUGGCAGACAGAGACCAGGCCAUCCACACCUUACAAACCAACGUCCAGCAGCUUCAGUCCGAGUUACUGGUGAACAAGCACCACACCGGUAAGAAGAUGAGCAGCCAGAAUGAACUCCAGAAGCAGCUGGACAUUUUGCAACGGGCGGAGCAGCAGACGAGAGUCACCCUGGAGAGCGUCAGCGCCCGGUUCGAAAGGUUCCGCAGCAAAAUCAUCCAAGCCGCUUACAGCACCCCCGGCACCAAGUCCCCACAGGCGGAAAUCACCGAUGAGGAGGUUUUGGAGGCCUUGCAGAAAAUCAUCACCGACCGUCUCGAUUUCCAUCAAAUGCUGAAGCAGAAAGGCGUGAAGGUCCCGUCGCUCAGCUCCGAGCCUGCCCCACCACCGACUCAUAAGAAAAAAGGCGGAGGGAAAUAACCACCCCCCCUUUAAAAAAAAAAAAAACCUUCCCCUUGCCCCCCCAAAAAAAUCUCUUGAAUUCCUUAUUCUGCUCCUGAGCUGUUGCUUUUCCUGUCUCCAAUUAAACGAUGGCACUCGUGUUUUUUUUUCCUCCUUCCCUUGGCUUGUGCGCGAGUAUGAUUGUUAAUUGAAAUCAGUAGGAUUACUGGUUGAAGUGUUAGCUGUAUAAAGCCUUCGUCUGGCCACACCUGCAUCCAGUUCUGGUCCCCUGCAUUACAAGAAAGCAAUUGAGGCGUUGGAAAAAGUGGAGAGAAGAGCAACUAG